This is a messenger RNA of Aspergillus saccharolyticus JOP 1030-1, 1899 nucleotides long. Its product is annotated as putative ABC transporter. Gene Ontology annotation, molecular function: ATP binding; ABC-type transporter activity; ATP hydrolysis activity. NCBI's taxonomy places the organism in Eukaryota, Fungi, Ascomycota, Eurotiomycetes, Eurotiales, Aspergillaceae. The record is from RefSeq and is a predicted model, not a curated record. Gene Ontology annotation, cellular component: membrane. The transcript is spliced from 8 exons. The coding region runs from base 1 to 1899 and encodes 632 amino acids.
AUGGCGUCCGAACUCCCGGCCAAGGAAGAUGACUUUGACCUCGAGCGGAACGAAGGUCAUCAGUUUUUGAUGAACGAUACGGUUCAUAGCUUUUCGUGGAAUGAUCUACGAGUCACAGUCAAGGAUCGUCAAACGAAGCUACCCCGACAUCUCAUCGAUGGGAUCAGUGGUUCUGCGCAGAGAGGGGAGCUGGUUGCUUUGAUGGGUCCAUCAGGAUGCGGUAAAACGACACUCCUUAAUGUCCUUGCUCGUCGUGUAGCAACUUCGGGCGCAACACAUGCCGGAGAAUGCUACGUUAAUGGUUCUUCAAUUGAUAACACAACCUUUGGUCGACUCACAUCCUAUGUGGAGCAGGAAGAUGCCUUGAUUGGUUCAUUGACUGUGCAGGAAACAUUGGAGUUUGCAGCUGAUCUUUCUUUACCAAGGUCCGUCUCCAAGUCUCAGCGAAAAGAGCGCACUCGUACUCUGUUGGAGGCCUUUGGUGUUCAAAAUCAAGCCUCGACGCUAGUUGGCACUCCAAUCCGCAGAGGCAUAAGCGGGGGGCAGAAACGGCGGGUUGGUGUCGCCAGUCAACUAAUAACCUGUCCGAAGAUUUUAUUCUUGGACGAGCCUACUAGUGGUCUAGACUCGACGGCCAGCUAUGAAGUCGUCUCUUAUAUCAAGAAGUUGGCUAUCGCAAAUAACCUCAUUAUCAUCGCCAGCAUUCAUCAGCCAUCAUCAACCACUUUUCAGCUCUUUGAUAAGCUGCUUCUGCUCUCAGGGGGAAAGACGUGCUAUUGUGGUCCUCUCGCUGAGGUGCCUGCUUAUUUUGACCGACUGGGCCAUCCCAUUCCUCCGAAUACAAAUCCAGCCGAGUUCAUUCUUGAUCUGAUCAGCGCCGACUUCGCCAGCAGUACGCUAUGCGCGCCGGAGGAUCAAGUAGAGGAGAUAUGCGCAGCUUGGCAGCAGUCUGCGGAGCGUAGUGCGAUGAACGAGCGGUUAUCGCAGGACUCACGAGGCAUAGAGAAGGAUUUCAGUCAGGUUGACGUUGCAGAGCUUGGCCGUCCAGGGAUGAUUAGUAUCAUCGUGUCCCUCUUACACCGCGCCUUCAUCAAAAGCCACCGCGAUAUUGUGGCAUACGGCAUUCGAAUUGUUAUGUAUAUGGCUCUGGCCAUCUUGGUAGGAACUGUCUGGCUCCGUUUGCACAGUGAACAAGCCUACAUCCAGCCACUCAUCAACUCCAUAUUCUUCGGGUCCGCAUUUAUGAGUUUUAUGGCCGUCGCCUACGUGCCCGCCUUCCUCGAGGACCUCGCAACCUUCACGAAAGAGCGUGCAAAUGGCCUGUAUGGGUCUUUUCCAUUCCUCGUGUCCAACUUCAUCAUCGGACUUCCGUUCCUCUUCCUCAUCUCCCUACUCUACUCCCUGAUCGCCUACUGGCUCAACAACCUCACCCCGACCGCCACGGCGUUCUUCACCUGGAUCAUGUGGAUCUUCCUCGACCUCGUAGCCGCCGAAUCCCUGGUUGUGUUUGUGUCGUCCAUCUUCCCCAACUUCGUCAUCGCCCUUGCACUCGUGGCCUUUGCCAACGGACUCUGGAUGGCUGUAGGAGGCUUCCUCGUCACACAGACCGUCCUGAACCCGUUCUGGAAAUACGUGUUUCACUAUAUAGACUACCAGGCCUACGUUUUCCAAGGCAUGAUGGUCAACCAAUUCUCCGACCGCAUCUUCGCCUGCGCCUCGGACUGCACCUGCAUGUACCAGACUGACCUGGCCGCGCAGUGCCAGAUCCGGGGUACAGGCGUGCUGCACGAGUAUGGCUACGCGACGGGCCGCACGGGCAAAUGGGUGGGUAUCCUGCUGGGAAUUAUUGCUGCGUAUCGGUUGUUUGGGUAUUUGGCCCUGGUGUUUUUGAGGCGAUGA